Colius striatus (speckled mousebird) is the source of this 3156-nucleotide messenger RNA. It is a transcript of the gene EPHA6, whose product is annotated as EPH receptor A6. Gene Ontology annotation, cellular component: plasma membrane; neuron projection. Lineage: Eukaryota; Metazoa; Chordata; Aves; Coliiformes; Coliidae. Gene Ontology annotation, molecular function: protein binding; transmembrane-ephrin receptor activity; ATP binding. Bases 1 to 3156 code for a protein of 1051 amino acids. The record is from RefSeq and is a predicted model, not a curated record. The transcript is spliced from 19 exons. Gene Ontology annotation, biological process: cell surface receptor protein tyrosine kinase signaling pathway; axon guidance; protein phosphorylation.
AUGGGGUAUUAUGAGGUGAGGAGAUUGCUCUGGAGAGUCGGCCUCUUCCUCCCCCUGCUGACAGUGCGCCCCGCUGCCGCCGGUCACGUCGCCAACAACCACGUUGUGUUACUUGAUACUACAGCUGCCGUUGGAGAACUAGGAUGGAAAACAUUUCCUUUGAAUGGGUGGGAUGCCAUAACUGAAAUGGAUGAACACAAUCGUCCCAUUCAUACUUACCAGGUAUGUAAUGUGAUGGAACCAAGCCAAAACAACUGGCUUCAAACAAACUGGAUCUCCCGUGAUGCAGCACAGAAAAUUUAUGUGGAAAUGAAGUUUACCCUGAGGGACUGCAACAGUAUUCCAUGGGUACUAGGAACCUGCAAGGAAACCUUCAAUCUCUACUACAUGGAGUCAGAUGAGUCUCAUGGAGUAAAGUUCAAGCCAAACCAGUACAUUAAAAUUGAUACUAUUGCAGCUGAUGAGAGCUUUACCCAGAUGGACUUGGGUGACCGCAUUCUUAAACUUAACACAGAAGUUCGUGAGGUUGGACCAAUAAACAGGAAAGGAUUUUAUCUUGCUUUUCAGGACAUCGGAGCAUGCAUUGCUUUGGUCUCAGUCCGUGUUUAUUACAAAAAGUGCCCUUUCACAGUCCGUAAUUUGGCUAUGUUUCCUGAUACUAUUCCAAGGGUUGAUUCUUCCUCUUUGGUGGAAGUACGGGGCUCCUGUGUGAAGAGUGCUGAGGAACGUGAUACUCCAAAAUUGUACUGUGGAGCAGAUGGGGAUUGGCUUGUUCCUCUAGGACGCUGUAUCUGCAGUGUAGGAUAUGAAGAAUUGGAUGGCUCCUGCCAUGCUUGCAGGCCUGGAUUCUAUAAAGCAUUUGCUGGAAAUGUAAAGUGCUCCAAGUGCCCUCCACACAGUUCGACUUAUGUAGAAGCAACUUCUGUCUGUCAGUGUGAGAAAGGUUACUUCAGAGCUGAGAAGGACCCACCAACUAUGGCAUGUACCAGGCCACCUUCUGCUCCAAGGAAUGUGAUUUUUAACAUUAACGAAACAGCUCUCAUGUUGGAAUGGAGCCCCCCGAGUGAUACUGGGGGAAGAAAAGAUCUCACUUACAGUGUCAUCUGUAAGAAAUGUGGAUUGGAUGCCAGCCAGUGUGAGAUUUGUGGGGGAGGUAUCCGUUUCAUACCCAGGCACACAGGUCUCAUCAAUUCCUCUGUGACAGUGCUUGACUUUGUGUCUCAUGUAAACUACACCUUUGAAAUAGAAGCCACAAAUGGAGUCUCAGAGCUGAGUUUCUCCCCCAAGCAGUUCACAGCUAUCACGAUUACCACAGACCAAGAUGCACCCUCCUUGAUAGGUAUGGUAAGGAAGGACUGGGCUUCCCAAAACAGCAUUGCCCUCUCCUGGCAAGAGCCGGACUUUCCCCAUGGAACAAUUCUGGACUACGAGAUCAAGUACUAUGAGAAAGUCUACCCACGGAUAGCGCCGGCAUUUUGGCACUACCUGCGGGUAGAAGAGCAUGAGCAGCUCAGCUAUUCAUCCACAAGGUCCAAGGCUCCAAGUGUUAUCGUCACAGGUCUCAAGCCAGCCACCAAGUAUAUUUUUCAUAUCAGAGUCAGGACGGCAGCAGGAUACAGCGGCUAUAGCCAGAAGUUUGAAUUUGAAACUGGAGAUGAAACUUCUGACAUGGCCUCAGAACAAGGACAGAUUCUUGUAAUUGCCACUGCUGCUGUUGGUGGAUUCACCCUCCUGGUCAUCCUCACUUUAUUCUUCCUCAUCACUGGGAGAUGCCAGUGGUACAUAAAGGCCAAAAUGAAAUCUGAAGAGAAGAGAAGGGCUCAUUUGCAAAAUGGACAUUUACGUUUCCCAGGAAUCAAAACAUAUAUUGAUCCAGACACGUAUGAAGACCCAUCUCUUGCUGUCCAUGAGUUUGCAAAGGAGAUAGAUCCUUCAAGAAUCCGUAUUGAGAGAGUUAUUGGGGCAGGUGAGUUUGGAGAAGUAUGCAGUGGACGUCUGAAGACACCAGGAAAAAGAGAGAUACCUGUUGCAAUUAAAACUCUAAAAGGUGGCUAUGUGGACAGGCAGAGAAGAGAUUUCCUGAGAGAGGCUAGUAUCAUGGGACAAUUCGAUCACCCAAAUAUAAUUCGCCUUGAAGGAGUUGUUACAAAAAGAUCCUUUCCGACCAUUGGGGUGAAGUCUCUUUCGAGAUUCCUGAGGGCGGGAUUUUUAAAUAGCAUCCUGGCCUCACAUCCAGUGUCAGGGGGUGGAUCUUUACCCCCCAGCAUUUCCUCUGGCAGACCAGUAAUGAUUGUAGUUGAAUACAUGGAGAAUGGAUCCCUUGACUCCUUUCUGCGGAAGCAUGAUGGCCACUUCACAGUCAUCCAGCUGGUUGGCAUGCUGCGGGGGAUUGCAUCUGGCAUGAAGUACCUCUCAGACAUGGGCUAUGUACACCGUGAUCUGGCAGCCCGUAAUAUCUUGGUCAACAGUAACCUCAUGUGCAAAGUCUCUGAUUUUGGUUUGUCACGAGUGUUAGAGGAUGAUCCUGAAGCUGCAUACACAACAAGCGGUGGAAAAAUCCCCAUAAGGUGGACUGCUCCUGAAGCUAUAGCUUACCGGAAGUUCUCUUCAGCAAGUGAUGCGUGGAGCUAUGGGAUUGUAAUGUGGGAGGUGAUGUCCUACGGUGAAAGGCCAUACUGGGAGAUGUCCAACCAGGAUGUUAUACUGUCUAUUGAAGAAGGCUACAGGCUUCCAGCUCCCAUGGGCUGCCCAGCUUCUCUUCACCAACUAAUGCUUCACUGUUGGCAAAAAGAGAGGAACCUCCGUCCAAAAUUUGGUGACAUUGUCAGCUUCCUAGACAAACUGAUCCGUAAUCCAAGCACCCUUCAUACCCUAGUGGAGGACGUCCUUGUAAUGCCAGAUUCCCCUGGUGAAGUUCCAGAAUAUCCUUUGUUUGUUUCAGUCAGUGACUGGCUGGACUCUAUAAAAAUGGGUCAGUAUAAAAAUAACUUCAUGGCAGCAGGUUUCACAACUUUGGAUAUGGUUUCAAGAAUGAGUAUCGAUGACAUUAGAAGAAUUGGAGUUGUACUCAUUGGACACCAGAGACGGAUAGUCAGCAGUUUACAGACUUUGCGGUUACAAAUGAUGCACAUACAGGAGAAAGGAUUUCAUGUAUGA